Chelonia mydas (Green sea turtle) is the source of this 2117-nucleotide messenger RNA. It is a transcript of the gene TMEM116, whose product is annotated as transmembrane protein 116. The record is from RefSeq and is a predicted model, not a curated record. Gene Ontology annotation, biological process: adenylate cyclase-activating G protein-coupled receptor signaling pathway. The transcript is spliced from 11 exons. Gene Ontology annotation, cellular component: plasma membrane. NCBI's taxonomy places the organism in Eukaryota, Metazoa, Chordata, Testudines, Cheloniidae. Gene Ontology annotation, molecular function: G protein-coupled receptor activity. The coding region runs from base 675 to 1679 and encodes 334 amino acids.
AAGGUGCUUACAAUUUAAGGAGCCCAAUUAGAUGCAUUUCUAGCAACCCCUCUCAUCUCCCAGUUCAGAAGAACUUCCACAAGCUGAAGCUCACAUCAUUUCCAAUUCCUUGCGAGGAACUUUCCACCCCAUUAUUAUCAUUCCUUUUAGUCAGCGGAGUAAAGCAGCCUGCCUGGAUUUUAACCUCUUCUUCUCCCCAGAGCUCUCAACAGUCAUGCUGCUCCCAGGGUAGAUUCAAUUCCAGUAGCAUUUUUCCACCCUAUGCUCUGUUUUGGUUUCUCCCCUAGUGCAGUUUCUAGAGCCUGCCAGUGACAUCUCCUGGCUUCCCAUCAACUUGAACUGCACUGAGGGGCUCAGUCUGCUUAGUGACCGCGGUGCCUUUGUGACGCGAUGGUCCUGAUCCUGCCCAUUUUCCGAGCAAGAUGCAGGCAGCCACCUCUUCACGAAGCCUUCCUUGAAUAAUGCAGGCUGAAGAACAACAGGCGUCCUCGGGGCCCCCAGAGAGUUGAGGAAGGGGAGGGAAAUGGAAACAAGAAGAAGAUGCGAGGGAGCCACUGAGAAGAGGAGAGUUUAUACAGACCCAUCCAAAGGGAGCUGGCUCCUGCAGUGACAGGUUCCUGAGCAGCACAGCCGAGGGCUGCAUUUAUUCUGCUAUACAAUGGAUACAGUUUGUCAUGGCCACUUUAAGUGUUAUAGGUUCCAGCUCAAUUAUUGCCUACGCUGUCUUCCAAAAUGUGGUGAGAUCCCCAGAGAUGCGCCCUCUGUUCUACCUGAGCCUCUCUGACCUGUUUCUGGGAAUGUGCUGGCUCAUUGGGGCUCUUCUCUAUACCACAGAGACCACAAAUCAAGACGUUGUCUGCUAUAAUCUUCAAACAACUGGUCAGAUAUUUUAUUUAGCCUCUUUUCUGUACACAGUCAACUACACCCGGCAUCUGUACGUGGAUUUAAAAGUGAAGUACAAUCAGAACCUGUACAGCAUUUCCCCCUUGGUUUUAGAUCAUGCAAAUCGCAUUGGCCGAAUAGCAACAAUUUUGUCCAGCUUGAUCCCUUUCCUAUUAAUGGUUCCUGUGCUUUGUCUGGGCAACAGCAGUGAUUGCUACCAGAACUUCAGCCAGAAACACGGGUGUCUCCUGAUGCACACAGAAACGGCCAUGCUCACUGGCCAACUGCAAACCCGUGGUGGCUCUGUUUGUUCUGUGAUAUAUUUCUAUGGCAUUGGAGUCUUCCUGGUCUCCUUCCUGAUCAGCUUCAUAGCCAUUAUGGUUCUUCUCAUCCAAGCCCGAGCUAUGUACAAAAGGUUCAUAAACUCAACAGGAUUCCUGGGUGAUCAACAGUGGGCAAUGAUAAAGAUAGUGGAACAACGAGUGGUUUUCUACCCAAUCGCUUUCUUCUGUUGUUGGGGCCCAGCCGUGCUCCUCGGAAUAGUGAAGUUGACUGUUUCAGUGAACAGCAGAAUCUACAUGGCACUUUAUAUUCUACAGGCUCUAACAGCAACUUCCCAGGGGCUCCUAAAUUGCAUCGUUUAUGGGUGGACCCAGCACAUGUUCCGCUGCAUGAAACGCAAAGCUUGCCGUGACAUCGACACACAGACACCUCUCUUACGGUCCCAGAAGAAGUACUAUGCCAGCACUACCACCAGCACCCAGGCAGCAGCUGUAGCUACAUCCACAGUGUUGUGACAAUUCUCUGCUCAGCAAGAAAGGAAUGGGCAGCAUGUUGCCCUGCAGCCCUAGCCCGGUCAUGUCUAUGAGACAUCAGCCAGAGCUAUUCUGCUGAUUUUCUUGUUCUGAACUCUUUUGUCAGUAACACAUGCAGAGUUAAGGCUGGAAAAGCCUGAGCACAUCUAGCUGGAGAUUAGCUGUUUUCACUGAAGAUCAUUAUUUAUUUUAUAGUUUUUUAUGAAUUUAUAAUGCAUUAUUUUACCUUUGUAAGCCAUUUAGUGCAGUCUUUUCCUUAUGAAAACAUCUCCAGGAUUUGCUGGGAAUUGUAUAUGAGAGAUCCUUUACAGCUCCUUAAAGACCUUUCUCAUAAGGGUAGAUGACCAGGGGAUGUUUUUCUUACCUCAGUGAUUAUCAGAUAAUUGUAAUUACAAUUGAACAAUAAAGCCAAGAUGACUA